Ilex paraguariensis (yerba mate) is the source of this 591-nucleotide messenger RNA. The record is from the annotation of a GenBank genome assembly. NCBI's taxonomy places the organism in Eukaryota, Viridiplantae, Streptophyta, Magnoliopsida, Aquifoliales, Aquifoliaceae.
AUGGAAUGCAGAUCUCAGGAUUCAUUUCAUGUCCUUGGUGGUUUGGGAGAAAUGGAGUUUCCCAAGACAACUGUUCAAGGAAGUGUUUGUAAAGUUGGAGCAAAGACGUCAGAAAUCCUGCCAACAGAUGGUGGAAAAUUUGAGCGAAAGGAUGAUGUUUGCAAUUGGAGCCACAGCUUGUCCUCAGAAGCUGGAAAGGCAAUGGAAGCCUCAGAUUCUGUUAAUAACUGCAGUCAUUCCAAGGAACCAGAAGAUGGAACUCCAGAAAUGGAGACCCUAAAAGCAACUUGUUCUCCUGAAAAUGCAGAAGAAACAUCAUCAUCUGUGGACAUCCUUGAUAAAUCUGAUGGUAGCAUUGAUGAGAAGAAAUAUAGGAAAGAUACCCAAGCUUCUGUUUCAUGUCAAAAUGGGUGUAAAGAUAUGGAAAUAGAAGAGUCUGGACCUAUAGAAGGAUUGAAUGGAAGUAAAGGAGAAAAGAAUAGUGGUGACCCAUCUUGCCAGGUGAUGAUGCUUGAAAGCUAUGUUUUGCAGCUUCUAUGUGUGCAAGUACUGAAGGAAGCAUUUGCACAGGGCAUUGCCAAGAAGGUAUGA